AUGCUAUCACUGCCGUGGUCAGAGCCCAGAAGCAAUGCUACCCAACUGCAGCUAACGACACCUGAUAUACCGCCACUGUCGGCUAAGAUUGGGGUGUCGGUGGAGGAUUUGGCGGCACUGCAGUCACUCAACAUAGCGGUUGAGAAGAAGAUUGAGCGGUUGGUAAAGAAGUGCAAGGGAGUAACUAGUGAAGUUGCGGAUUUAGUGAGGGCAAGGAGGAUGUCAUUGGUUGUGAAUUUGGACGCAGAUGAGAUUGAACCAGAGGUCAUGGACAUGAGUGUCAGGGAUGAAGGAGCACAGGAUGAUAGAGUUGAAUUCCCUCCAAUUAUAGUGAAUCUAGCAAUAAACAGGAACAUCCCUGGUCAACUAGAGGAACUAUUCUUAUGUUUGUGGGGAUUGUGGUACAGCCGAAACCAGUUUAUUUUUGAGCAAAAGAUGAUUACUCCAUUGAUGGCCAUUGCUCAUGCUUUUAAUAUUGCCGGUGACUUUAAAUAUGCAAAGGAACAGAGAAAAAAAGGGAUAUCUUGCAGUGAGGGGUGGAGAGCACCACCAGAAGGGGUCCUAAAGCUUAAUGUGGAUGGAGCCUUAUUUGAGGAUCAAUGCCGAUAUGGGACGGGGGUGGUCCUACGGGAUGCAACAGGAAAGGUAAUCUUCUCAGCUAGUAAACCAGAAAGGGGUAGUAUGGAUCCAAUGGAGGCAGAGCUUCUAGCAAUGUUGACAGGCCUACAGAUAUGCUUACCUUUGUCCAUACCGAGCUUACAAGUCGAAAGUGAUUCAUUGUUGGUGGUCCAAGAAGUAACAAAGGUACAAAAUGAAUCUUUCUCCCUAUCGGGUAACUUGAUACAGGAGAUUCAAUUCUUAAUGAAUAGAUUUCCGAAUAUUGAUGUGAGGCAUAUAACUACUGGUACGAUAUUGGAACCAAUGGCGAAGCCACUUGAUAACUUAGAUGUUCAGCUUGAUGGAGUGUCCUCCUUCCACAUGCCAAGAGUUGAGGCACCUUAUUUUGACAAUAAUUGUGUGUUUGACAUGGAUAGUGAAGUGGUUCCAACCCUGGACAGUUUAGGGAUGGUUCCAUUCGAUUUUGGACCAAAUCUAAUUUCCGAACUAUAUGAUUGGCUAGCCUUACCUAAAUUUACUGAUAUUGGGUGGUUAUGUUACUUUUUUUAG
Molecule: messenger RNA, 1167 nt
Organism: Fraxinus pennsylvanica
Lineage: Eukaryota; Viridiplantae; Streptophyta; Magnoliopsida; Lamiales; Oleaceae
Source: the annotation of a GenBank genome assembly